Messenger RNA from Pseudophryne corroboree (corroboree frog), 615 nucleotides. It is a transcript of the gene CHURC1, whose product is annotated as churchill domain containing 1. Lineage: Eukaryota; Metazoa; Chordata; Amphibia; Anura; Myobatrachidae. The record is from RefSeq and is a predicted model, not a curated record. Gene Ontology annotation, molecular function: zinc ion binding. The coding region runs from base 176 to 514 and encodes 112 amino acids. The transcript has 4 exons. Gene Ontology annotation, biological process: multicellular organism development; fibroblast growth factor receptor signaling pathway; positive regulation of DNA-templated transcription.
CGUGUGGCCCGUCUGCGCACUGCGACGUCUCUGACAUCUCGCGUUGUCUGCUGCUGGCCCGGAACAGCUGUACAGUCCCUACAGUCCCCGAUAAUCGCUGGCAGGCCGGUAUUUAUCACAGUUCGAUAACGACAGCAGUUUCCGUCCCGGAUCUCUCACGCUAUAGGGCGACGCCAUGUGCGGAGGCUGUGUGCAGCAGGAGUACCCGGACCGGGGUAAUACCUGUCUGGAGACGGGCUCCUUCUUGCUGAAUUACGUCAGUUGUGCCAAGUGCAGUACACGGGAUUUUGUGCUCAUCGCCAAUAGAACGACAGAUGAGGAGGAUGGAGAAGAGAUCAUUACAUUUGAUCACAUGUGCAAAAACUGUCACCAUGUGAUCGCAAAGCAUGAGUAUACCUUCAGCGUGGUGGAUGAGUAUCAGGAGUACACUAUGCUCUGCAUGCUGUGUGGCAGAGCGGAAGACUCUGUCAGCGUUCUGCCGGAUGACCCACGACAGAUGGCUCCUCUCUUCUAGACCUAUUAUUAUAUCGCCAUUGUUUUAUAUUCGUUUUCCUAUAUUUGUAUUUUUUCUUUCUUUCCGACAUAAAAUAUAAGUAAAAGUUGAGCUUGAACCAA